This is a messenger RNA of Lotus japonicus, 1715 nucleotides long. Its product is annotated as D-cysteine desulfhydrase 2, mitochondrial. The coding region runs from base 249 to 1505 and encodes 418 amino acids. Lineage: Eukaryota; Viridiplantae; Streptophyta; Magnoliopsida; Fabales; Fabaceae. Gene Ontology annotation, molecular function: D-cysteine desulfhydrase activity. The transcript is spliced from 7 exons. The record is from RefSeq and is a predicted model, not a curated record.
CUUUAAGUUAUAUUAUUGUCUUUUUUUUAUAAUAAAUUAAUGGAUGUCUAAAAUACAAUAACAAACUUUGGCGUCUCUAUUUGCUUUUUAAUUUUUGUAAAAAAAAGAAAAAGUGGAGAAAAAGAACGCAUGGUAACAAGGAUGAACGGAGAAAUUUGCGUACCUGCAAAAUGGAAACACAAGUAACAAGGAUAAGGAUGAGCGUCGUCUGAAGACAGUAACGAAAUGAGUCACUGACUUCAACCGCCAUGAGAAACUUGAUUCAUUCAAACACUCUUCAGGUAAUUUCAAAACCAAAACUGAAAACUGAGGAGUUUAUAGAAAAGUUGCUUAACAGAAGGUGGACAUUGCCAUGCCCUGAAACAAAAAUUCACCAAGUAAUACAUGGAAAUGGAUUGCACGGUCGUAACUUCCUAUUGAACACGCAGCCGGCUUUUCGUGAUGGCACGGUUGAGAUGGAUAAACAGAAGAAGAGCUUUUAUAUAGUGCGGGAUGAUUUGUUGCACCCGCUGAUUAAUGGAAACAAAGGAAGAAAACUGGAUGGACUACUUCCUCUGAUUGAAGAUUAUUCCGUGACCGACGUGGUUACUUGCGGAGGAUGUCAGAGUGCCCACACAGCUGCUAUUGCUGUUCUGUGUGCUGAGAGAGGAAUUGUAUCGCAUCUGCUUCUACGAGGAGAGCAGCCUGAAAUCUUGACUGGCUAUAACUUGAUGUCUACAAUAUACGGAAAUGUCACAUAUGUUCCAAGAACUAUUUAUGCGAACAGGGAAGACAUGCUAAAGAGCUAUGCUAAAUCAGUGGCUGGAAACCAUGGUUCUGUCCAUUGGUUCAGUGAUAUCAUUCAAGCUUCUUCAAAUUUUAUGCAAAUGGAUGUAAGUACAAGUGAGGGAAACCAUCUUCAAAAGAUUUUAAUUGUCAAUGAAGGUGCAGGUGAUUCUGUUGCUCUACUAGGUAUUAUUCGGUUAGUGCAAUACUUAUCACAGGAUCAUUUACUUGGAAAACAAAGGGCCAUGAAAUUUGUUCUGGAUGCUGGUACUGGCACAACAGCUGUUGGUAUAGGACUUGCAGCCCAUUGCUUAGGACUCCCGUGGGAAGUAUAUGCAGUCAUGCUGGCUGAUAAAAUUGAUGGGUACAGAAAACAGGAGGAACGUUUGACCUCUGAAUUCAAGAAGCAUUUUAAUUUUGAGUUCAGUGAACACAAUCUAAACAGAGAAGAUGCAGGCAUUGUGCACUGGGUAGAGCGUGGCCAUGCAAGAAAAUUUGGUAAUAUUUUGGAGGGGGAAAUGGAAGCAUGUCAGCAAAUUGCCCAAGAGACUGGGAUUCUUGUGGAUCCUGUGUACACUUUAGCUGCUUGGGAAACAGCUAUGCUUCUUUCUGGCAAAGAAGCUGAAGGAGGACCAGAAGUGGUGAUGCUUCACACUGGUGGCACAUUGGGUAUGUUUGGGUUAGCACAGAGGUACAAAAAUUAUUUUGGCAAGCUCAAAAAAGGGGUCAAUCUUUAUUAGAAAAGCUAUCUUUUAACUUAGGUGACAAGUUGAGAUGCUUUAUUCCUACCAUUCAUAAUUUUCAGCUGUUCUCCUGUUCAUAUAGAAAUGCAGCAUGAAAAUUCCCAUUCCUAUUGAGUUACUGUAAUCUACUAAUACGACACUAAUGAUCAAUUUCAUUGUAGUUGACAACUGAUAGCAUGAAAAGUUGUUCUUAAGUAAUUUUUCAUU